AUGACUGUCACGACUCUAGGAUAUAGUAUGGUAAUCUGUGGUAAUUCACAUGAUCCGCAACAGCGAUAUCGUGGUCGAAUCGAAAAAGUUAAAUUUGGUGUACCUAUCCAAGAAGCAUUUUCACGCGAUAUUCCAGCUACACUUUUGAUAUUACUACUGAAGGUUAACAAAGAUGGACCGUCGAAGAAAGAUAUUUGGCGAGCUCCAGGUAAUCAGGCUCAAGUGCGUAAGUUAGCACAUACCAUGCAGCAUGGUAGGCUUGUCAAUAUUGCCAAUUUUAGUGUCUAUACAGCAGCUUCAGUUAUAAAGAAAUUUCUAUCCAAACUUCCUGGAGGAAUUUUUGGUUUGGAAAAUGAACGGCUAUUGUUUGAUUUAUUUUAUCAGUCAGAUCUCGAAAAUCAACGUCAGGUCUUUUGUAGAGUUGUCAGCAGUUUAUCAAUUCCUUCUCAGCAUUUACUUGUAUUACUAUUCGGUACCUUUUUCCUGAUCUCAGACUCUGCGGACGUUUUUAAUACAAGGAUGACUCCGGAUGCUAUCGGUAUAUCUGUUGCACCAUCUCUGUUUCAUACUUGUAUACAUGAUGGUCAGCGAGCGAAGAUGGAAGAUGUAAUGAGGUUUAAAAUGGCAUCUGAAGUUAUAUCUAAAAUAAUCCAAAGUUUUGGUCACGUAAAUCUUUUUCCGAGAGAAUGCUAUGAAUUUUAUGCUCGAAUUACUGGUCGGGCAUUGCGUAUUGACGAAAAUGAAGCUCGAUUCAAAUUUGCCCCUGCAACUGGUAAGUUUUUUAUUUAG
Molecule: messenger RNA, 789 nt
Organism: Dracunculus medinensis (Guinea worm)
Lineage: Eukaryota; Metazoa; Nematoda; Chromadorea; Rhabditida; Dracunculidae
Source: the annotation of a GenBank genome assembly